Molecule: messenger RNA, 969 nt
Organism: Engraulis encrasicolus (European anchovy)
Lineage: Eukaryota; Metazoa; Chordata; Actinopteri; Clupeiformes; Engraulidae
Product: odorant receptor 131-2-like
Exons: 1
Coding region: 1-969 (322 amino acids)
Biological process (GO): G protein-coupled receptor signaling pathway; detection of chemical stimulus involved in sensory perception of smell
Cellular component (GO): membrane
Molecular function (GO): odorant binding; G protein-coupled receptor activity; olfactory receptor activity
Source: RefSeq, a predicted model, not a curated record
AUGUCCACAGCCAAUCUCUCCAGUGAUGAAGACGCUCCACUGGUGCAUCAGCAGAUGUUUGAGGUGGAAAUGAACGAGGGUCCGCUGUCUAAACUUGUAGUGGCCAUUCUCAUGGCCCUGCUAUUCAUGUACAUCAACAGCAUCAUGUUUCACACUCUCCUGAGUAAGCCUGUGUUUAGAGAGCUGCCUCGAUACAUCCUCUUUGCCCACAUGCUCUGCAAUGACACAGUUCUUCUACUGAUGGUCUCUCUGCUUUAUUUACUGUCUUUGUACUUGCAGAAAGUUCCAAAGGCUGUUUGUGCACUGAUCAUUCUCAUUGCAGCGACAACAGUUCGCAUCUCGGCUCUAAACCUGGGUUUCAUGUCUUUGGAGCGCUACGUGGCUAUUUGUUUCCCUUUACGGCACAGUGAGAUGGCCUCUAAGAAAAUGACAGGUGUUUUGAUCGUCAUAAUGUGGAUAUUAGGUGUCUUGAGUCCCGUGAUAGAUAUUUUAUCUCCCCUAAUACGCAACCCUGAGUCCUUUGGAAAGCCAAUGUUCUGCACUCAUCAGGGCUUUUUCAUUGCAAAAUGGCAGGUAGUAGUGUAUGAGGGGAUCCAUGGAUUUUAUUUUGUGGCAGUUACAUUCAUGAUUAUUUUCACAUACGUGAGUGUUAUGGUCGCAGCUCGAUCAGCCUCAGCAGAUAAGGACUCUGCCAGGAAAGCUCAGAGAACAGUUCUCUUGCAUUUUGGCCAGCUAGUGCUUUGCCUGAACAGUCUGCUGUAUGUCACCAUUGAGAGAGCCAUGGCCAUGGCCAGUAGCAGCCAUCUGUUCAUGGACCUGCGUUACAUGAACUAUCUUUUCAUUCUCCUUCUGCCUCGGUGCCUGAGUCCCCUGGUGUACGGCCUCAGAGACAAUGCUGUGAGGCCCUUAUUCCUCUACUAUGUCAGUUGUGGAUACAGAAAGGUUAAACCCACUGUAGCUACACACUAG